AUGGCGACAUCACCAUCACCACCUCCGCCACCCCGUUCCCUCCCCUCGCUAGCCGACGUCAUCUUCUCGUCAGAGCAGGCCAACCACAAUUUCUCGCGGAUCCUGGGCGACCUCAAGCGGGCGAAUCUGUCCAUCACAAACCGGCUGCGGUCGAUCCGGCACGACGCGGCGUUUGUGGCGCGCGUGGCGGCGGCCCGGCCCCGGCUCCCGCUCGUCGCCAACGAGCGCUGCGGCAGCUGGUACAUCGACCCGGCCCUCAAGGCCGCCUCGGCCUACUUCAAGAGCACCGACGGCCACACGGGCCAGUGGAAGUUCAGCACCCGCCGCGUCAACCUCCACCUGCUCGACCUGAUCGCGCAGCACAAUGGCUGCAUCAUAGUCGACUCUACCCGGCGAGGAAAGCGCAUCCCAGACGCGCUGAGCAAGACAGUGCCCAUCUGGUGCGCCGUGCUAAACCGCGCGCUGUUCCCGUCCGCGCCGACCGCCUGGCACGCGCUGCACGUGCCGCCCAACGUGGUGUCGCUCUCAGAGCAGAGCCAGAUCGAGGCACGCCUCCCAAGGUUUGUGGCCGACUUCCUAGCGCUCGAGGUCGACCUCGCGCCGCUACAGCAGCGGCUGCGAAACAAGCCGCUGCGGCCGCUGUGGGCGACGCAGGACGAUUUCAACGAUGACGAUGAUUUCGAGGGUAGCGGCAGUGAGUUGGAGUUCUACCCCGUCGUGUGCUGCACCAGCUCGCGGUGCGUGGCCGGCGGCACGGAAGUCGGCGAGGGCGCCGGCUACAUCCAGGGCGCCGGUGACGACACGGAGAACUGGGCGCUGGGGCUGACGGCGCCGCUGUUCUGGGCGCACGCCGACGCGCUCCUAACAACACCCGAGCACGAGCUGCCGGCGCUAAUCCAGUCUCUUGUUGCCGUACACACAAACACCGGCGUCCCGACAGAGCUGCGGCAGGUCGCGCCGCGCCUCGCGAUCGGCGUCCUCCCGCCGGAGCCCGCCGCCCGGGCCGCUCUGACAGUGGCCUCGGCCUCUGGGGCGACGACGUGCGUGGUUGCGCUCGUGCCCGCGGUGACAGACGCGGCGAGCUGGGAGAAGUCGCCGUCGCAUCUCGAGGUCGGGCUCGGCGGCAAGAGCAAGGCGGCGAGCCGUGCGCUGCGCGCCGCGCUGCCGCAGAUCUGCGACUUUGUGUCGCGGUUCCUCUUGAGACCUGACGACGAUGAUGACGACGAUGAUGACGACGGCGGCGGUUCUUCUUUAGGGGGCGUGGCCGAGAAGAGGGCGGUGGCGAUAGUGUGCGAGUCCGGCAAGGACCUAUCGGUGGGCGUGGCGCUAGCGCUGUACUGCUGGUGCUUUGACUCCUCUGGACAGAAUCUGCUGUUAGGUGGUGAUAGAGAGCCCUUCACCAAGACCAAGAUCAGAGUGAGGCUGGGGCACAUCCUGAGCAGACUCCCCGACGCCAACCCCAGCCGGGCGACACUGCAGAGCGUCAACAGUUUCCUGAUAGACUAG
This is a messenger RNA of Lasiosphaeria miniovina, 1506 nucleotides long. Its product is annotated as tRNA A64-2'-O-ribosylphosphate transferase. Gene Ontology annotation, molecular function: tRNA adenosine(64)-2'-O-ribosylphosphate transferase activity. Bases 1 to 1506 code for a protein of 501 amino acids. Lineage: Eukaryota; Fungi; Ascomycota; Sordariomycetes; Sordariales; Lasiosphaeriaceae. The record is from RefSeq and is a predicted model, not a curated record. The transcript has 3 exons. Gene Ontology annotation, biological process: charged-tRNA amino acid modification. Gene Ontology annotation, cellular component: cytoplasm.